Molecule: messenger RNA, 627 nt
Organism: Parascedosporium putredinis
Lineage: Eukaryota; Fungi; Ascomycota; Sordariomycetes; Microascales; Microascaceae
Source: the annotation of a GenBank genome assembly
AUGAACAAGACUCCCACAGGAAACAAGCGCAACCCGGCACCAGCGCCACAAAUUGUAGCCAACGGAAAGGGGAGUCCGUCACGAAUCCCUGCGCGAGUGCCCCUGGGCAACUUGAAGCACGGAACCAACUCUCCGGAACGCCGACCAGAUUCGAGGGCGGAUGGAAUGGGGCCCGCACGGGGGACCUGGGUUGAUGAGAGCGCCACCCCCAAGAUGCGAGACCUGAUACCUGCGCCCACUCUAGAGACCCCCGCCAAUCCUUACUCGUCGGUAGGACUGGGGUCAAUCGUGCGCGGGUGGACCCGGAAGACGUCUAUGACGACGGAGCUGCGGAGCGCUACUCUCGGCCGGCGUCGACCCACUCUAUCCGGGUCCGAGAACUGGGAGACGUACGACGACAAUAGCGAGCCCGAGCAGGAUGCCACCGACACCUAUUACGCCAAGGUCAGGGCAGCCCGGAUUAAGCGCGUGGAGCCGGAGAGCGGACAUGGCCCGUAUUCAAGUCAGAGCAAGCGGCCGCGUGGUGUUCCGCCCAGCUCUCAUCCGCACGCCAACCACAUCAUGAUUGAUCAGGACGGAAACCGGAUCAUUUCGGCAAGCGAGUGGACAGACGAGGACGCAUUCUGA